UUGAACAUAUGAAAUAUAAAGUAUAUAUUUACUUUGUCCGUUAAAGUCUUUCCCAUUAAUUUGAAUUUUAGGAAAAUUAAGGAAGGGAAAUUUUUGUGUUGACAUUUCAAAAGUACCCUUGAUAUGAUGGUUAAAAGUAGGAUGUGAUAUGUAGAUUUUAAGUAAAAAGAUAUGAUAGACGAUAGCGAAGAAAAGCAGAGGUUAGAGAAUCUGAGAUCGAGUGCAAUUCUUGAGUCAAUGGACUCUGCAGUAGUGGAUAGAAUCAUAGAGAAGCUAACGGAAGUCCGAUCUUCUAAGCCCGGAAAGCUGGUUCAACUCACUGAGUCAGAAAUCAAGCAGCUCUGUGCCGCCUCCCGAGACAUAUUCAUCAAACAGCCCAAUCUUCUUGAACUCGAAGCACCCAUCAAAAUCUGCGGUAACCCUUUUAUCCAUUAACAGAUUUUGAGCUUUUUUUUUGUUGUUGUUUAGAUCUUCUGUUAUUACUCCUCUUUUGCUAGCGUUCUUUGGUUGACCUGCUUUUGGUUUUUUGUUGUUGUAAUUAUUAGUAUUUUCUUCAUGGAGUUUUUGAGGUAAAAUGUUCUUUUUCGAGAUUUUAAUGUGAAUUGUACCACCUAGGUCUAGGUUUCAUUUCCUAUGUACUGAAAAAGCUAUGUUGAUGAUUUCUGUAAGUAGACCUGCGCCUGAUGUCUAAUGAAAGUAAUAUGCUUUG
This is a messenger RNA of Cuscuta campestris, 709 nucleotides long. NCBI's taxonomy places the organism in Eukaryota, Viridiplantae, Streptophyta, Magnoliopsida, Solanales, Convolvulaceae. The record is from the annotation of a GenBank genome assembly.